Molecule: messenger RNA, 1251 nt
Organism: Lycium ferocissimum
Lineage: Eukaryota; Viridiplantae; Streptophyta; Magnoliopsida; Solanales; Solanaceae
Exons: 5
Coding region: 1-1251 (416 amino acids)
Biological process (GO): DNA integration
Molecular function (GO): nucleic acid binding
Source: RefSeq, a predicted model, not a curated record
AUGAUGAUGCUAAGUGUCAGAAGUUCUAUGAUCAAGACGAUUAACGGUGAAUUUUCCAUUCUUAGAUGUCGUCAAAGAGAUGCCGGAUUUGCUAAGUUUGUGAAAGACACCUUUACAAAGAAAAGGUCCGUUCAACAUGAGAUGCUGAAUUUAACUUAUCGUGUGGCAACUUGGUUUGCCGAUUUUGCUAACUACUUGGUAACAGGUAGCAUUCCCGACGAGAUAAAAUCGUAUCAAAAAAAGAAGUUUCUGCGGGAUGUUCGUCAGUACUAUUGGGAUGAACCAUACUUAUUCAGAACUUGCGCUGACAACAUUAUUCGGCGUUGUGUCCCAGAGAGUGAGUACCAAAGGCAGGGGAAUAUUGGUAGGAGGCAAGAGAUGCCUAUGAACUUUGUAAUGGAGGUUGAAGUGUUCGAUGUUUGGGGAAUUGAUUUUAUGGGUCCCUUUGUAAGCUCUUGUGGAAUGAAAUCCAUUUUGGUGUUUGUUGAUUAUGUCUCUAAAUGGGUAGAAGCGAUGAUUUUACCUAAUAACGAAGCCAAGAGUGUCAUGGGAUUCUUAAAAAAGAACAUAUUUACUCGUUUUGGUACCCCAAGAGCGAUAAUCAGUGAUGGUGGUUCUCACUUUUGCAAUAAAGCCUUUGUGGGAUUGAUGGAGAAAACUGAUUGGGCUCGCAAGCUCGAUGAUGCUCUAUGGGCUAACCGAACUGCGUUCAAAACUCCGAUUGGGACUUCGCCUUUCAAGCUAAUUUUUGGUAAAGCAUGCCACGUGCCAGUUGAACUUGAACAUAAGGCCAUGUGGGCCUUGAAUAAAUUGAACAUGAAUUGGGAAGAAGCGACCAAACUCGGGUUAUUUCAACUCAACGAGAUGGAGGCGUUCCGCUAUCAGGCAUAUGAAAGUGCAGCGCUAUACAAAGAGAGGAUGAAGCAAUAUCAUGACAAGAAGAUCCUGAAGCGGGAAUUCUACAAGGGUGACCCCGUCUUGCUGUUUAAUUCUAGAUUAAAGCUGCUUCCGGGCAAAUUGAAAUCACGGUGGUCAGGUCCCUUUGAAGUGGUAAGUGUCUCACCUCAUGGAGCUAUUGAAUUAAAGUCUGAAGACGAAACUCGGACAUUUAAAGUGAAAGGGCAGAGGGUGAAGCACUAUCAUGGUAUGAUUGCGAGAGAUAGAAUUGUGGACCGACAUUGGUUGAAGCAAGUUGGGACGAAUGCUGACUCGGCGAGUCCCGACCAAGAGUGUCGAGAGCGCAGAAACUGA